AUGUCUACUACUGCGAUCUCAAAUCCACCCCCUCUCAAAGUUGCCAUCAUCGGCGGUGGUCCUGGAGGAUUAGGUGCGGCUAUUGAAUUCGGCAAACUAGACUAUGCGGAUUGGACUCUUUACGAGAAGAAGCCCGAGAUAAGUGAAACGGGAGGAGGGAUCAGUCUCCAGCGCCACACUUGGAGACUUUUGGAGUUGAUUGGGGCCGCGAAAAACGUUGAUCCGAAUGAUUUCUUCAGAUCUCCAGAUGGAACAAGUGGGCAGACAAGAAAUGGGAGAACCGGAAAGCUCUUGGAGCAAAGCCAUUAUCCUGCCGAAGUCCCUGUGCAACAAAGGAGUUGCCGUAUGGUGCGAGCCAAGUUGCAGGCCGCUCUUCUCCAGGAAGUUGACAAGACGAAAAUCAAAGUUUCUAUGAAGCUCAUUGGUAUUGCGAAGUUACCAAACGGCAAAGUACAAAUCAAGUUCUCUGAUGGCUUUGUUGACGAAGUUGAUCUGCUUGUUGGUGCGGAUGGCAUCAGAUCAUUCGUUCGAUCAUUCGCCUUUCCUGAACACAAGAUCAAGUACAAUGGACAGUCGGCGUAUCGUACGAUUAUUCAUAAACCAACUGUCUUCAGAAUCGAUGGGAUCCCGAAGUCCCCGGUAUUCUGGCAAAAUAUUGGUGGAAAGUACGUUUUCACCUGUCCGCUCGGCGGAGACGACUUUGAAGUUACGGCGCGUAUUCGACGACCAAUCGAAGGCCAAGAGCACGUCAGCUGGGGUCGACCUUUUGACUUCUCGACCAUCGCGUCCGAGUACGACGAGUUUUGCGAGCCUGUCCGCCAAGUGAUUCAACUCGCAGCUCAAGGCAAGACGGAGGAGUUCGCGCUGUUUUCAGGAUCACGACUUGCAACCGUCAUUUCCCACGAUGCGUUGGCUUUAAUAGGCGACGCUUCGCACCCUCUCUCUGGAGCUUUUGGUGCUGGCGCUGGCUUCGCACUGGAAGAUGUCUAUGCUCUGACUCGGAGCAUAGACUUUUCUUUAAGACGCGGCGAGGACCUAGUCGCGGCAUUAAAACUCUAUGACAGUAUCAGGUCACCUCAUUAUCGUGACUUAUACGGAGUUCUGGACAACUUCGCCGAGGUCAACGCAGGUUUGCUUGCAGAGCAGCUCUCUGCUGACGAGGAGAUUGAGGAGCGAGUCAAGAGAGCCAGUGAGAAGAAGGCUACUUGGAUGUACCAUUACGAGAUUGACAAGGUGGUUGAGAAGUUUGUUGGAGGCUUACAGCAAAACCUCCAGCCUGCGGCACUGCUCUGA
This is a messenger RNA of Colletotrichum karsti, 1293 nucleotides long. RefSeq lists its product as uncharacterized. The transcript has 3 exons. Gene Ontology annotation, molecular function: FAD binding. NCBI's taxonomy places the organism in Eukaryota, Fungi, Ascomycota, Sordariomycetes, Glomerellales, Glomerellaceae. Gene Ontology annotation, biological process: secondary metabolite biosynthetic process. Bases 1 to 1293 code for a protein of 430 amino acids. The record is from RefSeq and is a predicted model, not a curated record.